GAUGGAGAUAUUAGUAUGUAUCCGUGGAAUAUUGAGAAUACUAGUAUGCAUGAACGGAUCAAGACGUGUUUGCGAGAUGUAAAUCUGGACAAUCUUGACUAUGAUGAGCCAAUAUGUUCAUCAAUAAUCGACACUGAAUUUCCACCCAUCUAUAUUAGAAAAGAAUUUUCUAAUAAUGAGUGGGAAAUAAUUUCUGAUAAUAAACAUUGUUACUACAAGCAAUUUUUCAGAAAAAAUGAACGUUUUUUUACGACUUCUGAAGACAUAGCAAUUACACAACAUUUUAAAUGGAUACGAGAGAUGGAGAACUAUAAAAAUUAUGAUGUUGAAAUCAAUGAAGGAACAUGGCAGAUUGAUGCCAUUUUAAUUCCACUAAAAUAUUCUGCAAGAUGUAUUCCGGACAUUAUAACAUUAAUGCCUGAAAAGCCAAGUCGAGCAUCAAGCGAACGAAGAAAUUCUGUGAGUUCUGAUACAUACAAUUCUUCUGACGAAAAUAAGGAAAAUAAAGAAUCUGUCACCAAAAAAAGGAAAAGAAAAUAUGAAAAGCUUCCUUCAAUAGAAAAG
Messenger RNA from Funneliformis geosporum, 564 nucleotides. NCBI's taxonomy places the organism in Eukaryota, Fungi, Glomeromycota, Glomeromycetes, Glomerales, Glomeraceae. The record is from the annotation of a GenBank genome assembly.